UUCCACAUGACUAACGAUUAGAGCCAAUAAUUAUCUUAGUCUUCUCCCUCAUCGAGUCUUGUAAACUCUCUGAUUUCAUUUAUAGUUUUUUCAUCCAUCAAGAUUAAUGGGAGAAGGCAAAACUCUUCCUACGUAUUUCUGCAGAAACUGUGAAAAUCCACUAGCUCUCGGUGGUAACAGCAAAACUACGAAGAUUGGAGCUUCAGGGGCAGCGUUUAUGUUUACGCAUGCGAUGAACGUGGUUAUUGGACCGAAGACAGAGGAGAUUGAUAACCGGAUCCUACGUGGUGGCAGAUGUGAUGUGUGGUAAGUGUGGUGAGGCGUUGGGUUGGAAGUAUGUGGAGACCUUCCAUCUUAAACAGAGGUAUAAAGAAGGCAUGUUUGUGAUCGAAAAGCUCAUGUUGACCAAGAAACUUUGAAACUUAAGUCAAGAUAAGGAAAUUGAUUAUCAUAUGUAUAUAUUUACAUCUUUUGUUGUAUGAAUGUGAAUAUACUAGUUGUUAGUAAGUCUUUUCUAAAACUCUUCAAGAGGGAAGAUCCGUGUAGAGUGAGAAACCCUCUUUACUCACUUAUUGGUC
Molecule: messenger RNA, 578 nt
Organism: Eruca vesicaria subsp. sativa (arugula)
Lineage: Eukaryota; Viridiplantae; Streptophyta; Magnoliopsida; Brassicales; Brassicaceae
Source: the annotation of a GenBank genome assembly